AUGGAAAAACCCUUGCCAAGGAAGUUUAAGAUGCCCCAAAUAACUCCUUACUCUAACAAGGAUGAUUCUUACGAUCAAAUGCAGAACUACGAGUCUUUGAUGAUGCUCCAUGGAUGGGACGACAAGAUAAUGUGUAGGGCCUUCCCGUUAACCCUAGUUGAGCAUGCUCGGCCUUGGUUUAAUGAUUUACCCGAAGCAUCCAUUUCCUCAUUCAGGCAGUUAAAAGCGAAGUUUAUUAAAGCAUUCAUUAUCAACAGUCAGAGGAAGAAAGACGCAACAUAUCUUCUUAGCAUUUGGCAGGGGAGCAAAGAGACCCUAUGCCAUUAUGUGGACAGAUUUCGAAAUGCUACACUUGAUAUUCGCAACCUACCGAUUGAGAUGGCAGUGUCUGCCAUGUUGCAAGGGGUGCAACUGACUUCUUUUCAAGAGUCUUUAUCUCUAGACCUGCCAAAAUCCUUGGCAGAUUUGUUCACCAAGGCCAAUAAAUAUGUACAUCAUACAGAAGUAAUGUGGACUGUGACAAUAGAUGAAGACAGGGAACGGAAAAGAAAGGAGCGAGAUAUUGAAGAAGACCUUAAUCGGCGACAAGAGAGGGCUCGAAGACUGGAUGAUGUCAGGCCCCAAUUCAAUCACUAUACCCAGCUCACCCAACCUCGUUCUACGAUAUUGGAAGCCAUAAAAGGAUUAGGCCUAAUCAGACUUCCAAAAAAGGUGGAUCGGCCUAUAGGGAAGAAUCAAGAUGAGUACUAUCGAUACCAUAGAACUGGUGGUCAUUCCACUGAUCAAUGUAGGGAGUUGAAAAAUCAAAUUGAGAUGCUUAUCUGGGAAGGAAACUUAUAA
Messenger RNA from Diospyros lotus (date-plum), 840 nucleotides. RefSeq lists its product as uncharacterized. NCBI's taxonomy places the organism in Eukaryota, Viridiplantae, Streptophyta, Magnoliopsida, Ericales, Ebenaceae. The transcript has a single exon. The record is from RefSeq and is a predicted model, not a curated record. The coding region runs from base 1 to 840 and encodes 279 amino acids.